Messenger RNA from Suillus plorans, 522 nucleotides. RefSeq lists its product as uncharacterized. The coding region runs from base 1 to 522 and encodes 173 amino acids. The record is from RefSeq and is a predicted model, not a curated record. The transcript has 3 exons. Lineage: Eukaryota; Fungi; Basidiomycota; Agaricomycetes; Boletales; Suillaceae.
AUGCGAGCUCAGAGCACUCUUGCUCGCGUCCAUUCAAGGCGCACUGCAUGCGUAAAGCGAUACCAGUUGGCAUGGGUGGCACUCAAGGCUCUAGCUACGGUGCUGAAGAAGAAAGACUGGCAGGUAAAGUUGCAGGAGUUGACAGAUGCUGACAUCAAGCCCAUCGUGGAUCCGUUCGAUACUGGUGAAGGGAGACGUCAUGUGUCGUGGAUCUGGAUGAUGGACGGUGUCGAUUGUGAUGAUGAAGGCGAUAAUGAUGGCAUCCACAUUGAGUGGUGUAAGAGCCGUGCGAGGGCAUUGUGGUGGUCAGAAGAGGUUGAGCUGUUGAGGGAAGAGAUGCGCAGGGUGCUUGAGUUUUUCGCUUGGCAGGCAGCAUGGUGGGAUGAACAGGGAAAGCGGCUGGCCGUCCAUUUUUGCACACUGUGGUCACCUUACCUUUUGCCUCAAGCCAUCCCCAUCAACCCGCCAUCUCAGUCGUCUGUGCUGUCAUUACCGGACCUCACCAUACCCGAUAUCCCCUAG